Acanthamoeba castellanii str. Neff is the source of this 324-nucleotide messenger RNA. Its product is annotated as DUF614 family protein. NCBI's taxonomy places the organism in Eukaryota, Discosea, Longamoebia, Acanthamoebidae. Bases 1 to 324 code for a protein of 107 amino acids. The record is from RefSeq and is a predicted model, not a curated record. The transcript is spliced from 3 exons.
AUGUCUGACUGGGAGACCGGCCUCUGCGAAUGCUUCUCUGACUUCCCGACCUGUCUGUCGGCCUACUUCUGCGGCUGCUUCGACGUUGCGUACCACUACGCCGCCGCUGAGGACCGCGAGUGCGGCGUCGUCGACGGCCUCCUCGCCUACUGCUUCUUCCCCUGCUGCGCCUGCAUUGCUCGCGGUAAGAUCAGGGAGAAGUACAACAUCUCUGGCAGCUUCCUGGGCGACGUCCUGGCCGUGUGGUGCUGUGGCUGCUGCGCCGUCUCCCAGCAGUCGAGGGAGCUCAAGCACAAGGGUGUCAGCAAGUACUCCUGCUUCUAA